GUGAAUCCCACAAUAAUUUUCGUGCACAAUUCAACUUCAUUGUUUCCCUCUACUUAAAAACUAUAUACAUCACAGUGGAAAAGCGCGCCGACGUCAUGGAAGCCUACCUCCAGUAUCGGGCUUUCACGCCGAGCUUUAAACCUACCCACGCUCCUAUCGUCGAAGGCAAAGAAGAAGAGGCUCUCAAAACCCUUGCCUCUUCUCCUUUGAUCUAUGUCACGUUCGACGAGAACGACGCUCGGAACCCUCAAAAUUGGUCCAAAACCUACAAGACCUUUGUAAUUGGGCUCUUGGCCUUCUUAACGCUGUCCUUAACGUUUGCUAGCUCUGUAUCCUCUGCUGCAGAGCAGGGGAUGAUGGAGGAAUUUGGGUGCUCGCAGAUCGCCGCAACCGCCGCGACUUCGAUGUUUUUAAUAGGUAUGGGUGUAGGUGCGAUGCCUAUGGCGCCGCUUUCUGAGCAAUGGUGGAGGACGCUCUCAACCCUAAACGGCUGCAUGCUCCUUUUUAAGAUUGAUGCGACGGAAGGGUGUUUCUCAUGGCGUCAGGAUUACACAGGCGGGAAGUGUACCUCAUAUAUUAUAUGGACGUCUCCCAAUCUACCUCAUCACUAUCCUCCUAGCGACCGUCUUUGAAAUUGCCUGUGCUGUUGCCCCCAACGUCCCAGCUCUCCUCAUCCUUCGAUUCAUCGCAGGGGUCUGGUCUACUACACCCUUAUCCAAUUCAGGUGGGUCACUGAACGAUGUGGGAGACCCUGUUCUACGUACCAUCGCUCUUCCCCUCUUUACAACUGCUGGAUUUACUGGGCCUUGCUUGGGACCUAUAAUAGGAGGAUUUUUGGCCGAAAAUGCGAAUUACGGUUGGCGUUGGUGUUACUGGGUAACAGCAAUCUGGAAUGCGGUCGCUUUCUUAUCAUGCUUCUUCUUCAUGCCAGAAACUCUAGCCCCUGCUUUGCUCAAGUUCAAAGCAAUUAAUUACCGGAAGGCCACCGGCGAGCAUACAUGGAGGGCACCCAUUGAAGACGAGAGUUUGAGGAAGUUGACUGUCAAGUACUUGCAACGCCCCUUUAAGAUGCUGGCGAUAGAACCUGUUGUCCAAUUCUUUGUGGCAUAUCUACUCAUUGUAUAUAUUGUACUUUACGGUUAUUUUGACGCCUAUCCCAUUAUCUUCGGCCAGCACGGCAUUUCAGGCGGUAAAGGAGGGCUUAUGUUCGUGCCUGUCAUGCUAGGCUUUCUGAUUCUUCUCGGUAUAAACUUCAUCCACUUUGAACGCUACAAGGGAUUGGCUGAAGAUGCGAAAAAGGGGAUUGAGAGGAGAGGUAUACAUGAAGGUCGAGUUGAGCCAGAAGAGAGAUUAGUGCCCCUCAUGGGUUGUGCCAUCUUUUUCCCAGCAGGAAUGUUCUGGUUUGCUUGGACCUCUGGUGUUCACUUUAACUUCUGGGUUCCCAUGAUGAGUGGUUUAAUCUUCGGUAUCGGCCUUUUGUCCAUCUUCCAAGGAUCUACUCAGUAUAUGAUCGACGCCUAUGGGCCUAUGGCUGCAUCAGCUCUUGCAGGUUCAACACUUAUCCGAUAUGUUGGUGCCGGUUUGGUCAUUCUUGCCUUCCCUACCAUGUACAACAACUUAGGUGAUCAAUGGGCUACCUCUCUCUGCGCUUUUUUGGGUCUGGCACUGACUCCAAUUCCGUUUAUAUUCUACUUGAUCGGUCACAAAGUGCGAUCGAAAUGCAGAUUUACCGUCCGCUAUUAAUACCGUCUAUAAAGACAACUAUAUAUAACAAUACUAUAAUUCAAUGGUCUUAAUUGAAACUCCCGACUGAAGAGUAGAAUCGUACUGUAUUCCUACGUAUCUAUACCAUAUACUCAUUGAAUGUCACUCAGUGUCACUUUCGGAAUCUCGAGCCCCGCAGCUUCAGCUUUGGCUAAAACUUUGCUGGCUUGUUUGUACACAGGCGCAUCGAUCAUGACACCGUCGAGGGUGUACGCCCCUUUGCCGAGCUGAUCGUGGUGCUCAAAAGAAAACUUGAUUCUUGCUGCUUUCAAGAUGUCUGCGGAGGGAUUUAGAUAUGGAGAACAUAGUCUUGAAAAACGUAGCUGACCUAUUUCGUUUGGCGCAAAUGAGCUAUGGAUUAUAUCAAUCUGCUCAGGAUGGAUAGCUUGCUGGAUGCAA
Molecule: messenger RNA, 2163 nt
Organism: Cryptococcus deneoformans JEC21
Lineage: Eukaryota; Fungi; Basidiomycota; Tremellomycetes; Tremellales; Cryptococcaceae
Exons: 9
Coding region: 514-1743 (409 amino acids)
Biological process (GO): transmembrane transport
Molecular function (GO): transmembrane transporter activity
Source: RefSeq, a predicted model, not a curated record